AUGUAUUGCAAUUUUUUCUACCUUUUAACGUGCAUUGCUCCCUUAGUCAAGGGCACCGAUAGGGUCCUAUUCUUUGCCCUCGGCUUCCUCUCCCAACUCGAUCAGCAAUUGGAAGUCGGCACGUUUCCCAAGGAAGAAGAAUCCAAGCUUUACAGAGAUAUUGCCUGCGGGCUGCUCAGUCGACUGGACGUCUCCACCUUUAACAACCCUGCUCACCCAUCCGUCGCAGGCUUCAGCCAGACGCUUGCGGCGAUUUUCUACGCCUACAUCGGCAACUACCUCGGCCUGAAGCCCAGCUCGGCCACCAGCAAUAUCGUCUGUCCCACGAUACAAUCCUGUUGCGGCAACUGCUACGAUGUCAACAGGUUCCCCCGCGACCCCGUCAGCCGGGUAUGGGUACAGCCCAUGAGCAAAAAGCGUCGCGCGCAUAUCCAUCAGAAGCUCGACCAGGCGCGCGUGGACUGCAUUCAUGAAACGGACCAUUCUCGCUGGACCAACCCCAAGUUGGUGGUGACCAAGACCUUUGCCCAGGUGGGGGAUUCCCAGCUCGCGUGGCAGCAGAGGAAACUCGAGGCCAGUAAGCAGAUCCAGAGCUUUGAUCAGGUGCGUCUCACAGUCCUGCUUCUAGAUGACUACGAGAAUAUCGUGCGCAUGCGCGCGCUGGAUGUCCCGUCUGAGCAGCCUGUGGCAUCGAGAUCUGAGUCUACCCCUACAUCGCUGAGCCAGCAGUAUCAGCCGGGCUUUCACAACUUUCCGCCCGCACCCAACGUGCCAUCGCUAGCUGGGAUGAAGAGGACAGCGGAGGAGGCGGACUUCGUAGAUCUGACGUUGGAUGAUUGA
Aspergillus brunneoviolaceus CBS 621.78 is the source of this 840-nucleotide messenger RNA. RefSeq lists its product as uncharacterized. Bases 1 to 840 code for a protein of 279 amino acids. Lineage: Eukaryota; Fungi; Ascomycota; Eurotiomycetes; Eurotiales; Aspergillaceae. The record is from RefSeq and is a predicted model, not a curated record. The transcript has 3 exons.